Molecule: messenger RNA, 600 nt
Organism: Suillus subaureus
Lineage: Eukaryota; Fungi; Basidiomycota; Agaricomycetes; Boletales; Suillaceae
Exons: 2
Coding region: 90-539 (149 amino acids)
Source: RefSeq, a predicted model, not a curated record
UGGUCGAAAUACUGUGAGAUCGGUGAAAUGUCGAGACCUCAUAAAGAGACAUACAGUUGAUUUGCUACUAGUCUCGUCAAUUGUCUAUCAUGGCUGCGCCUCCCGAAGUAAAUAACAAGAAUCUUACCGGAAAAUAUAUCAUGAACAAGACAUUAAGCGAUGACAGCGACGAUAUCCUCAAGCUCCAGGGCGUAUCCUGGUUCAAGCGGCGUGCCAUCUCGAUGUUUACAUUGACGCUCGGCGUCAAGCAUUAUACAGACGAGGCCGGCAAUGAGCACAUAGACGUCGAGCAGACUCUGUCUGGCGGUAUUAAGGGCACGAAUGAAGACCGCACCCUUGAUUGGGAGGAACGUGGGGAGAUUGACGAUGUUUUCGGUGCUGUGAUCGGACAAUCAAAGAAAGUCAAAGCUGAGGAGGUGGAGGAUGAAUUCUUGAAAUCUGGCUGGACGGAAGAUGCAGUUAAAGACGGAUUGGUUCUCGCUGUAGACUGGAGCGAUACUCCAAAAAGUGGCAUGGAUUGGAGGGCAGAAAUGGUAUGACUUUAUCAUUCUGUCUUACUCGUCCCUCAUAUUUUUCAGACAUGGGGGUUCGAAAUACUGA